AUGCCGUCCCGGUUUGAGCGUCAUCCGCCGAUUCCUCCGAGCUCAACUGCUGGCAACGCCGCCAUCCCUGGACUACACCCUUCCCAACGCCCUGGACUGGAAGUUAGCCCACGCCGCAUAGUUCGGCCUCGCGAUGCUUCAAUCAUGCCCCCGUUAAACGGCAGUGCGCCUAAGGGUUCGUACCACCGAGAACAUAGACGCUCGAUCAGCAAUCCGUUCGCUGGUUUUGGGCGAAAACGGGACAAGUCAGCCACCAAGUAUGCCACUUGGGACUCUGACUCUGACGAUGAUGAUGAGGUAACCUAUCCCUUGGAGCCCGAGUCAUCAAGUCCCCGGAAAGGUGCAGCACCUGGAAAUAAUAUCGCCGAGGGCAAGUGCCAGACAUGUGAUGCUACUGUCCGGUGGCCAAGGCACUUGAAGGUGUUUAGAUGCACCGACUGCUUGAUGGUCACAGACCUGGAGCCGGCUCCUCCUGAAUCAAAAGACAAACCACCGCAAGGGUCCCAGAGCGGAGCAUCCAAGUUGGGAAGCAAAGUGAUUCCUUUGACUGCCAAUCAAACUCGCGGUAUGAUCGGAGGAUGCCUCAACAUGUAUUUCGAUAGCCUUUUGGACAAGGGCUCUCGGUCAUGGUUGUCGCCGGACGACGACAGAAAGAACAAACCGCUGCCUGAUCUUCCACCAAUGCAGGCUCAUGCCUCUGGUCGAAACAAUCUCUCGCCCCCACGGACUGGGGAUUCUAGGAGCCGCAGUGCUUCCCACUCCAGUGAACGGGAAAGGUUGGGGGUGUCGAAAGAAAACCCAUGUUACUUGUCACCACCAUCGGUUCGCUGGGAGGGAAAUGAAACUCCUGUUAGAGCCCGAGCAAACUCAGAUCACCGGUCGACUCCAGAGCUAGACGGCCGCCCGCAAGGCGUUUCGCAAGCUGGGAAGCUGGAGUUUCAAAGCUGCGACAGUCGGACACACAUUUUUAAGCCGCUGGAGAAUACUAUCGCCACUGCCUUCAAAGGCUGUGAUUGCCUCAACGAAUCUUUUACCACGUAUCCACCUCCUCGAUCAGCUCGAUCAGCUAGUAGUGGUAAUCCGCCGAGAAUGAGGAUGGAACGUACAACAAUGCCCCAACCAGCGCACGACGCUCCUGUCUUCGAACCGGAUGCGAAGACCCUUCUUUUGGGAGAUCUGACUGAGAACUCCUCUUGGUGGAUGAAUGAAUGGGCUGAGGCGGAAGGCCAAAAUCCCGUGUAUUCCAAAGAGAAGAGCAAUCCAAAGUCUCGGAUGAUAUCGUCGCGAAGUCCUCGGAUCAACUGGAGCGAGUUAGCCCAGUGGUAUCAUUCAAUUCUGUCAGCGGGGAAUUCCUGGACUGAGCUCUGGGCCGCCAAAAGACCCGACCCCACACGAUCAGAAGCGGAUUCGAUCCGAGCCAAGAGAUGGGCGUCUAUUGAUCCGUCCUUCAUUGGGAGACAAAUCAAUGAGUCUCGUCUGCACUUACAACGGGCAUUGAUGAAAGCUACCGAGGCCCUCCUCAAGCGCCCGCGCCGUGUGCUGAAGAAACCGGAAGAUACCAGGUUCUUGUUCAUAUUGUUAGCGAAUCCUGUACUGUCUUCACCUGCGUCGUAUUGCCAGCAUGCGGCCACUCCGCCGUCUCAUCGAGACGACAGGCGACCCUCACAUCCAAAAGACUACCCGAAGUCGGCAACCCAAGACAGAAAACCCUCGCCGAAAGAACCGGCCAAAGCCCCUGCUCGUCUAGAGGGAUCCAAUCACCAUUAUGGAAUUAUCAAACGAAUCCUAGGACUCAUGUCUAAUCUGCCCAAUGAUUGCCAUCACUACAUCGUGUCUUGGGCUUCCCGUUUCUCUGUCAGGCAGUUCGAGCGACUGGUAGAACUUAUCGGUGGAUUUCUCACUUACCGCUUGAGUCGUCAGCAUGGGCGAAGACGCCCUCAAAAUCAUCAAAAUGGAGACGAUCUAAUACCGAGCUUCGCCAGUGCUUCGGGAAAUACCCCUGCGGAACUUCACGCUGCCAUUAAUCGAAGUACCCCGAACAAGAAAUCUGGCAAGAAAACCGAAGACCCCAUAAUAUAUUCCGAGGACUGGCAGAUCAGAGCAGCAGCAAGAGUAAUGUCGCUGUUCUUUACGGCUAACAUCUCUGCAACAAGGAAAUCUGACGGGACUCCGCGCAGUCUUGAAAUGCCCAAGAAUCCGGGCCCUCGUCAUGGACAUAUGAUUCCGAUCAGUACAUUUUACAAUACACUGCUGGAUUAUUCGGAUCUAGUGACAGACUUUGAGACUUGGGAAGCUAAAAGCUCGAAGUUUACUUUCUGUCAGUAUCCGUUCCUGCUUAGCAUAUGGGCCAAAAUCCACAUCAUGGAGCAUGAUGCGCGUCGUCAAAUGGAAGUGAAGGCACGAGACGCAUUUUUCGACAGCGUCCUCAACCAAGCGGCGGUUAGUCAGUACCUCGUAUUGAAGGUACGGCGCGAGUGUUUGAUUGAAGAUAGCCUCAAGGGAGUGAGUGAAGUUGUUGGCACUGGCCAGGAAGAGAUCAAAAAGGGUCUUCGAAUCGAAUUUUCGGGCGAAGAAGGCAUUGACGCCGGUGGCCUGCGAAAGGAAUGGUUCCUUAUGCUUGUCCGAGAGGUCUUUGACCCGCUUCAUGGCCUCUUCAUCUACGAUGAUGAUUCGCAGUACUGCUACUUUAACCCUUAUUGCUUUGAGUCAUCUGAACAGUUCUUCUUGGUUGGGGUUCUUCUAGGCCUCGCCAUUUACAACUCCACUAUCCUUGACGUUGAUCUGCCUCCGUUUGCAUUCAAGAAACUGCUGUCGUCGGCACCGUACUCGAACGGGCCACAAGCGGCUACCUCGUUGCGUUCGACCUUCAAAUGCACCCUAGAAGAUCUUGCCGAGUACCGACCAACUCUCGCCAAAGGCCUACGGGGUCUACUAGAAUUCGAAGGCAAUGUUGCCGAGACAUUCUGCUACGAUUUCGUUGCCCAGGUCGAUCGCUACGGCGAAAUAACCAGUGUGCCACUCUGUCCAAAUGGCGAGAACCGGCCUGUGACCAACUCUAACAAGCGUGAGUUUGUGGAUUUGUAUGUCCAAUAUCUGCUAGACACAGCCGUGGCCCGACAAUUUGAACCUUUCAAACGCGGGUUUUUCACGGUUUGUGGUGGCAAUGCACUAUCACUAUUCCGACCAGAAGAGAUCGAAAUGCUAGUCCGCGGCUCAGAUGAACCACUCGAUGUCAGUUCUCUCCGGGCUGUGGCCACCUACGACAACUGGUCACACCCACGGCCAGAGUCACUUCCCGUGGUGCGAUGGUUCUGGGAUUUCUUUGAGAAAUCGCAGCCUCAAGCACAGCGCAAGAUCCUGUCAUUCAUUACAGGCAGCGAUCGGAUCCCGGCCAUGGGGGCUACAAGUCUUGUCAUCCGGCUUGCUUGUCUUGGAGAUGACUGUCCCCGUUACCCGAUUGCUCGCACUUGCUUCAACACGCUGGGUCUUUACCGUUAUCCCACCCGGGAGAAGUUCCAGCGGCUGCUCUGGGAUGCAGUUGUAAAUAGCGAAGGAUUUGGCCUGAAAUGA
Penicillium mononematosum is the source of this 3570-nucleotide messenger RNA. RefSeq names its product HECT-type E3 ubiquitin-protein ligase. Lineage: Eukaryota; Fungi; Ascomycota; Eurotiomycetes; Eurotiales; Aspergillaceae. Gene Ontology annotation, molecular function: ubiquitin-protein transferase activity. The coding region runs from base 1 to 3570 and encodes 1189 amino acids. The record is from RefSeq and is a predicted model, not a curated record. The transcript is spliced from 3 exons.